GCCGUUCCUGUUUGUGAACAUUAAUGAUACAGCGAAGAUCCAGUGCUCUUCCGAAAAACAAUUUUUAGCAGGAGGUAUGACAGCUCAGUGGUACAGGAGACAGGAAGGCGAGGCCCCCAUGUUAAUUAAGAGAUGCUCAGAUAAUCAAAAUGUAAGUAAAGUUGCUUGCAUAUCGGAAGGACACAACUUGACACUGGCAAUCUACAAUGCCGAAAGGAAUGACUCUGGGGUUUAUUACUGUACCGAUUCGUACAUCAUCUUCCUGACUUUUGGCAACGGAUCCACCCUGAUUGUUGGAGACAGUUACACCACCAGCAGUUGGGUGCUGCCUCUGGCUCCAUCUCCCCACAGCCUCCUCUCCCCCGGGACGGCUGAUCUGGCUUGUGUGGUCCAUGGAGUGUCCAACCCAGUCCAAAUUUCCUGGAGUAUUUCUGGGGAUCUGCAGGAACAGGGGCUGACGCGUUCACUGAAAGCAAAGGAUGGCUCCUUGGUGUUCAUAAAUCACAUCAGUGUCCCCGUGGCCACCUGGACCAGUGGGAAGAAUUUCACCUGUGAUGUUAAAUUCAACUCAUCUGGCAAGAGUGUUAAGAAAAUUGCCAGGUAUAUGGAAGCUUCCUCCACAGCCCCUGCCAGUGAGUGCUCACAUUACAUUGUGCCCCUUGCGGCUGGUGCUGGUCUGCUGCUGCUGGUGGUGUCUCUGAGCCUCGUCUGGACCCUCUGUCCUUCCACGCUAGGAUUCAAGCCCAGGAUCUCAGCAUCUCCAGCUUCAGAGGAGCACCAGGAUGGAAUCUUAUACACUCAUCUGGAUUUUGAUUCACGGAAUCGCAACGGGCGCACGAUGCAGCGACCAGCCAGAGGGAAAAGUGUAAACCCGUGAACCGUCUAUUGCAGGGGAAUCCACACGUGGGAACUGAUGGUUGGUUCUCUGCUGAUCAGACAUAGCAGCUGGAAGAAGGCUCUGUCCGUCUCCGUCUCCUUUCUUUUUUAUUUUCUUCACUUCUCUGUUUAGAAUAAAAAGCUCAGAAGAUCCCCACAGAGUCCAGCCUCAUGAGGUGGGAAAUCUCCUUUUGGGAUAUAAAGGCAUCAGGGUGUAGAUGACUUUACACAUCACAUGUGUAUUAGAUUGGAAGCUCUUUGGGGCAGGGACUGUCUCUUCGUUCUGUGUUUGUGCAGCACCUAGCACAAUGGGGCCUACUCCAUAACUGGGACUCUGGGUGCUAUGGUAACACAAUCAUCAUCAUCCUCCCCGCAUUUGCAGAGGGACCCGGACGCAGCUGAACGGCUGAAACUUCCCUGCACAAAGAGUGAGGCCGGAUGGCAGGAGCCUGCAGAGGGGACGUGCAGCCCUGUAUAUGCCACAGCUCCCAGCUCCCCUGAUCCUCAGCAGGCUCGUGCUACCUUUGCAGUAACGUUACAUGGACGUGCAAUGGGAUUGUGAAGGGGAAGGAUGGAUGCAGGAGGAGCUGGGAGGGAUGAGAAUCUCUCCCCAGGCCCGUGCGGGAGCUGCUAUUCCAGUUCAACCUAAACAGGCUGCUGCUUUACCCCCUGGGCGAGAUCCACAGGCCCCCAUGUGCCAGCCCCUCUGCCCCAUCUAACGGUAACAACACGUUAUCAAUGACUGGAGCUCUCCAAGGGCCUGAGCCUGCACGCGCUGCCUGUUUACAUCACAACUUGUUG
Molecule: messenger RNA, 1677 nt
Organism: Malaclemys terrapin pileata
Lineage: Eukaryota; Metazoa; Chordata; Testudines; Emydidae
Product: immunoglobulin alpha-2 heavy chain-like
Exons: 5
Coding region: 77-877 (266 amino acids)
Source: RefSeq, a predicted model, not a curated record